AGCAAUAGAGCAAUAGAGCAAUAAAGGAACAAAGCAACAAAGCAAUAGAGCAAUAGAGCAAUAAAGGAACAAAGCAACAAAGGAAACGUAAAAAUAGUGCCAAUUAUGAAAGCAAAAUGAAGAUCCAGAUACCGAAGGAUGACAAUUACAUACUUAUGCUAGACAAGAUCAGUGAGGAGGAGAAAUUUUUCAUCCACGUGUUGUCAACAUGUGACGAGAAGAACCUGAUUGACCACCUGUUUCCCUUCGUCGACUGGGUGUGGCUGAAGUCAGACUUGAUAGCCUGGGCGCCCGUGCUGAACCGGUUCGACGACCUCCUGCAGAGGUACAUCGUGCAUAACAAGUUGAGUCGGGAGGAGACCUCCAUCGCGAGGGGGGCUAUCAGCGGAGGUGUCAGCGAAGGUGUGGAGGCCGGCGAAAGUAACACUGACAAGACGAGCGAAAGAGAGAAUGAACGGCCUAACCAAAAGAACCGUGAACUGCGGGGCGAUAAAACCCCUGAACUGCGGGGCGAAAACCCGCCAGAACCGUUCGUCCCGCCCGACCUGCUGGUCGAGCAAAUGCUCCGGUUCACGUAUCACAUCCUGGACAACUGCCUAAGCAAGUCGAAGUACAACUCGCUGGACCAUUUGCUCGUGCUGCUGUGGAGCUUCAACCCGAAGAUCUCCAUCCUGUCGGCGCAAAUUCUGAACAUAUACUACCUGUUUAUAAAAAAAACGAAGAAAAAUGAAAACAAAAUAAAUCAAAUUGUAAAUAUCCUGUCAGCGCUAAUUAACAUCCCGGUGCCGAGUUUUUUACACCCAUAUAUUAAUAGCGACAUUGGAAGGAUAAACGAUAAUAACUACAUUUCCGGUUUGGUGCUUUACUACCUGCAUGACUCCUCAGACAGGCGUUACAUGCAGAACGUGUACAGCAAAAUAGAUAAUAGGUACCUCCUGGACCUUAUCGAUUAUGAGCUCAACCUGGACACUGUCACAAUAAACGUGGAGGAUCACGAGAUCCCCUUCACGUCCGUCCUCCCCAAGGAGGUAAAUUACAAAAACGCGAAAAAAGCCCUACAACAGGCAUACGACACCAUCGUGAACAAGUACCAACUGGAUGAAAAGAAAACGUUCGACCUCAGACACAAGUUAAGGAUCUACAUGGGAUUGAUAUGUCCCAAGUACAGAAGGAAAUUAUUCAACCUGAGGUACCUAAUCAUAUCGGGCUCCCUAUCCAUUAACUCCAUUUUGUAUCCCCAAAUUAUCCCAAGCAAUACCAUAUUUUUACAGGAAAUUUUGUACCUACUAAAAUACCACAAGUUUAUUGCCUUUAACACGCUGCAUAUAAUAUUUGACCUGCUCACGACGGCCAUAGAGCCUCACCUUCACUACCAAGUGGUGUCGGACAUUUUGGGCCUCCGAUUGCAUAGCGGCUUAUUCAUCAGCGUCUUUAAGUACUACCUGAAUUACUUUCUUUCCACCUACACCGUUCAGAAGGAUAUCUGCCCUCUGCACAUUAUGAACGAGAGCCCAGUGGAGAUGUACAGCACCAAUGAUAUUAACACUUUGUAUGUAAAAAAAAUUCAGGAGGAGAAGGCGGUAGGCACUUCUUCCCCCUCGCUGCAGGGCGGGAGUGUACACACUGCAGGGAGGAAUGGUGCUAUCAUCGCGCGGGCCAGUAUUUACAGCUCCCUGAGUGAGCUCCUGCCGAACGAAGGUAUGGAGCAGCAGCCCCCCAGGCAGCAGCAGCAGCAGCAGCAGAGUCGCCCCCCCCCACAUGAGGAGGCCGCAACGCAUUACGCAAAUGAUCAUCAGGAUGUACCUCAGGAGGAGGGAGGAAUUCGCCCGACCGCUGCGCAAACCGCCAACCAGAUGAGCGGCACCGACCAGUUAAGCGGUUCAAACCAGUUUAGCGGCUCCAACCAGAUGAGUCCCGCCAACCAGUUAAACCCCGCCAACCAGUUAAACCCCGCCAACCAGUUGAGCGGCACCAACGAUAGUUCUCUAUUCAGCGCGGACGCGUUCCGAGGAGAAGACGACCCCGCAGGAGUGAUCGGGGCCAUGCCCCCCUUUCUGAACAACCCCCCCAUCGGCGGGGGGAUAAGUAGUGUGCAAAAUUUGAACAUCUUUGACUACAUGAGCAACGAAGGUGACACGAAUAAUGAGGGGGAUUCCACCCACGUGAGAGGGCUACCCAACGUGGGAGACCUUCCCAACAUGGGGGACCUUCCCAAUGUGGAGGACCUUCCCAACGUGGGGAAUCCACCCAACGUGAGGAACCUGAACCUGUUCGACUUCAUGAACAACAUGGACGAAGUGGACCUGCUGGGCGGUGGGCCCGCGGAUAGCAGGCUGAGCAGCCACCCGAGGGACCGCAACCGAUUUAAGGAAGAAACGCAGUACGAAAAUUACAUAAGUGAAGAGGUAAUCGUGAGCAAUAUAAAAAAGUGCAAGAAAAAUGGGGAAAGUGAAUUUAUAAAAAUUUCGAAAAAACAGUUUAAAGAUUUUAAGAAGAAGAAAAAGGAGGUGUCCAUGAUGCUACAGUUGUUAACUCUGUACCACACGUGCAUUAUGGAGCCCUGCCCAAUUCUGACCAUCGCGCAGCAGAACACGCUGAAGUUUUUCCCCCUGUAUUUGCAAGACAGCUACACGAAUAAUCUGCCCAUUGUUCAUUUGUUACUGAGGAUUAUGGAGACGCUGUUGGACUUCACGCCCAACUUUUAUUUCACGGCGAAGAACGAGGAGGAGCUGUACAAAAUUUUGCUGUCCCGUUUCCAGUACGAAAUAUUUAUGAUGUCCGACAGCUUUUACCACCUGAAUCGGGAGCACUUCCUGCGGUUUUACUUCGAGCCGUUCGACUACCGCGGGUACGACCGCGCCUUUGUGGAAGCGGUGGGAGAGGUGGAAGCAGCGAAAGAAGUGGAAGCAGCGGACGAAGCGAACGAAGCGGAAGCAGCGGGGGGGGCAGACGAAGCGAACGAAGGGAACGCCGAAGUUGUGACCGCCGGCUCUGCCGGCUGCGCCGCUCCUCCCCCCCAGGCGAGCCUUUUCUCCCGGCGCAACGCGAAGCUAGUGCGGCUGUUCCAAACGUACGACAUCAACGAGCGCGCCUCGGAGGAGACGCUGCUGAACAGGUUCGCCUUCUGGUGGAAGCUGCACAUUUAUGAAGAGCGGGUGAAGAUCAUCAAGAUGAUAAUCAAGGCGCUGAACCUGGCGCUCAAGGGCUACUCCCCAACGGACACGCUGCUCGACAUAUUUACGAACAACUACAUCUCCGUGAAAAUUAUUAAGUACAUUUUGAAGUACCCACACAAGUUUGGCCUCUGCCUGUACGGCUACAUACUAGGCUUUAUAUAUGAACACAUAUAUGAAGACCCCACGAUUUUGUCUACCCUGUUGAAGGAGGGCCUCCUGAACAUCCUACUGAACAGUAUAGUGGAGGAUAACCUGAAAGACGAAACUGUGUUGAUCUAUGUCCCGUCUCUCCUCUCCCUAAUGUUUAUUCACAGCAUUGGAAAGUCAGCCAUGAGGAAGUUGAAUUACUCCCCCAUAUAUAACCUGUUCCACUAUGUAAUAAAAAUAGACUAUUUUUUUUUCGACCGAUUUGGGGACAUAGCUGUUUCGAUAGGGAACAUCAUCAACGAGCUGGAGAACUACGGCUUCGUGAUGAGAGACUUCCUUUCCUUUCACGUGAAGUUAUUGAAGAAGCUGUACUUGGAGGGGUUAAACUUGGGCUACUGGCGAUGUUUGGAUUAUGACUACGUACAGAAGUAUGUAGAGGCCUCUGCAAAGCAGUUGCACCACGUGCAGUUGAAGGAUUUGAAUAUAGAUCGGUACAAACAUAGACGGGACAACUUCUUCCUAGACAGGUUAUCGAUUCUGUGUCGGUGCAUCCUUUCGUAUAUGAAGACCUCCUGGGUUAAAUCAUUUUUGAAGUUAAACGGUUUGAAGUUUUUGAUGGCCUACACCAAUUUGAUAAGCCUUCCUCCCAACUACAUUCACAUUUUCGAGUACCACUCGAUAUACACCUUUGUGAUGAAGAUCUAUUUGUAUGCCUCCUUUAAGAAUGUGUACAAUCAGUUCCUUUAUCCCCUGUACAACUACAGCAACUUCGUUUCGUAUGUGCAGUAUGUGAGUUUGUUGUUCCGGGGCUGUUGUUACUUCGACCUGGGUGACAACAUUGUGGUGGUUAAGCGGUCCGCUCUACUGGCGGGUGAAUUGGGAAGAACCACUCCCAUGAGUGAAGCGCCUGGAUCUGUGGGAGCGGCGGGCAAGCCCCCCCAGCGCGGAAGCAAGUACCAGCGGACGGACUACUUCGCAGGGCCUUUCAUCGACCGCAACCAGCUGCUCCUCUGCAACAUCACGCAGCUGUUCAACAUUUUGUACUUCCUAAUCUCGGCCUACACCGACGCGAAGGGGCUCUACAGCAACGAGGAGAAGCUGUACGACCUGUCCGAAUUGUCAAACAGAAAAAUUUUGGAAAUCUUUUCAGACGUCCUCGUAACGAUAGAGAGCGUGUUCGACUUUUACUUCACGUUGUAUUUUUACCAGACGAAUGACUCCAACCAGAAUAUGUUUUUGCACCUGAAGGAUAAGGUGUGCAUUCAUGAACACAUCAAGAGAACACUUCGAAACAGCCAAAAUAAAUCUGACUAUUUGCUGUACAAUUUGUUCGGAUCGAGUCGCUCCCUCUUUUGCUACUCUAUUAAUAACAACUUGUACGUGUUGAACCAAGGCCAGGGGAAAACCCACAUCAUUUGCGACCACGACAGUGCGGAUGAUUACAAAAGGACGGAUCAUCUCAGCGGAUUGGAUAACGAAGACCGGGUGUAUAAGGCCAUUUACAGAUACACCUUUUCGCAGGUCCUCAUUGAAUUUAACACCUUUGUGCAUAAAAGUAUGAAGCUGCCCUCCGACAUUGUGACGUUUAAAAGUAAGGAGAAGUCCAAAUUUCAGAAAUACUUUUCAAGUUCGGAGGACUCACUUGUCGGGGGUAAAACGGGUAGGAAGAGAACCGCGUCUAACUUGGCGAGCAGCCGAAAUGGCAUCAACGCGGCGGUGGCAGUCCACCCUCUUUGUAACGGUGCUGCAGCGCAGUGCAGCGCUGUGAAGGAGGCGCGCCUGUUGAGCGGCAACCCUUUUGAGGCCGCUUCUUCCGGCGCCGAAAAGAGCCAGCUAAACGCGCAGAGCGUCGCCAACAUGUACGCAGCAUACCGCGGCGGCAGUUGUGAGGAAUGCCACGUUGCGGAGAAGAACAAACAGCAGGGGGGAAAUAACGAUCCGAGCGUUGGCCGUAAUGAAAAUGACGCCGCUAAGAGCGAAUACAACGACUACUACAUAGAGGACAAGGACAUCCACUUGCACACGCGCCUCGCGUAUGACUCGAAGUACGUCCUGUGCGAAAGCCUCAGAUCGCUCCUAGUGGUGAUCAAAAAGUUCUUCAUCAUGAUCAAUCUAGCCUGCCAUACGAGGCAGCUGAAACUGAAGCCCACCCCGAACUACAUAUUCUACAACGUGAUUCAGCAGAAGCACAUCCUGUGCAUCAUCCGGUGUUUAACCAAGUGCAUGAUGAACGUGCCCGUGGUGAGCAAGCCCAUCCAGGAGAACCCCUACCUUGCCGGGGGCGCGGCGAGAAACGCAGCGGGGGGCGUGAACAAUCUGUACAGCGUGCUGUCCGACCACAUAACGGCGGAGAAGGUCAGCUACUUGAGCGAGCCCAGCAGGGAGCACCCGCAGUCGCCGGGGUUAGCGGCAACCGCGUGCAAGAGCGGAGCCAAGAAAUGGCCCAAGGUCGGAACGAAGAUGGAUUUUCCCCCAUGUGAGGGCACCGCGGAAGCAAAUCCAACGAAGGAGCACCUCCCCCACUGUGGCAGUGCCAAUUGGGGCGCGGAAAGGGACGCGCAGCAGAAGGACUUCAACCUGUACGACUACGCGUACACCCCCUUCACCAGCCACCAUGUGGAGAAGAUAGAGAACUUUUACCCCGAGCCGUUUUACAUGGAGGAGAUUCUGUUCAAGCGAUACAACUUUAACUUUUCCCUGAUCGAGGUGGUGCCGAAUAAGGACCUCCACCAGAGUGGAGGUGCUACUGCAGGUGUAGAGGCGAGUGUAAGGGUAAAUGUGGCCGCGCGCCGAAGCCCCCCCGAAGAGGUGGAGGAGGAGGAGGCGCACCACUGCAGGGACCCCCAGGGAGACCUCCCCAGCCGCGACUUGAGCAAGUACAACAAGUCGUACAUCUGCACCAGCGUGCGGGAGGCGGACGGGACCUUCCGCGUGGUCCACCACAACGGCGGCUUCAAUUUUGCCAAGUUCGCCGAGGAAGGCGCGAACGAGCGGGGCGAAGGGAACCAGGCGAGUCGUGCAGCGAGUCGCGAAGGGGGUGGCGAAGGGACUGGCGAAAUGAGCCACGAAGGGAAUCACAAAACGAACGUGUGGAACAACCCAACCAGCAGCAACGCCGCCCCGGGCGAGAACAGAAGAGCGAGCGAAACACCCAAGGAAAGGAAACUCUCCCCAGUGGGCAUCAGCAUAGAACAUUACAGCCCCAUGAAAACGGUGAAGUACAUCGCGGAGCUCAUAAACAUCCUGCACAAGCUACUGGCAGAUAACAAGCUGGAAUUUAUUAGCUACUUUUAUUUCCUAGAUUUGCUCUACAAAGUGGGGACGUUUGACUUCAUUUUCAACAUGUUCAAUUAUGUGAUGAGCGUGUACAUAUCCCUGCUGGCGCUGUACUACAGGAAGAAGAAGGAGAUGAGGGAGGUGAAGAAGAACAAACAGAACGCGAGGCCCAACUACGUUACGUACAUUCCGAUUCACAUCAGCAAGAAUUUUACCUGCACGAACACCUUCUUCGUUCGGUACGUAAUCCGGGUGAUGGAAUUCUAUGCUGACGCGGAUAUGAGUAGCCUUAAGAUUUACCUCCAAAUCGUCGUCAAAGGGAUAAGCGCCUUCCUGGACUUUUUCGUCAACCUCAUCAACAUUGGCAAGUUUAACUUGAUGCUCUUCUGCACCAAGAUGCUACACCCCCUCACGCGCUUGCACAACGACUUUGAGAGCCUCUCCCCGCAGGGGAAGGCGCGGGAAGCGGCGGUGGAAGCGGCAGCGGAGGGAGCAGCCGCUAAUACGCACAGUGGUGAUGGGGCCGCUCCGAAUGGCAAGGCUGAAGAGGUAAACCCAUUGCUCGCGAGCGGGAGCGUGCAAACUCCCAACAACGGCGCUGGUGGAGAGGCCAAUUUGCUAACCCCUCACAUGGAAGGACCAAACGAGUUAAGCGAGAGCAGUGUGGAGGCGGCCGCGCUGGAGAACUCCCACGUGGGCGCGUUCCCCAAUUCGGGCGAAGCCAAGGGAAAAAAAAAACAUGACGCUGCGGAACUUAGCAAAGGUAUCAACUCGGUCAGUGCUGCCAAGGAGAGUAAAAAAGGUGGCGACGCUCUUCCCGACGGAAGAAAUGCCAAGGAGGAAAGCAGCAGUAGCACCCCCCCGCAAAGCGCAAAACGCGCGUCAGAACACACCUUCACGUACAACAACAACUUUAUCUUCUCGCUGGACUACUUCGACAUUGUUAACACCAUCCGCUCGGUGAAGUGCGAAAUAACCAACAACGUCUUCAUGUGGCUGACUUACAUCAACAGCACCAGCGUGAAAAUUGGCAAUCUGGGGAAGAACAAUAUUUACAUAAACUUCAACAAUAAUGUGGUGUACACCAUGUUGAGGAUCAUUUUGAAGUUCAUUCAUCACUCGGUUGGAGUGGAACCGAGGAUCAUCGACUUCUGGGCGAAGGAGAAGUGCAGAGAUAAGAGGAGCGUCGGUGGUAAGGAUAAAGAGAGGGAGAGGGAGAAGGAGAAGGAUAAAGAUAAAGAUAAAGAUAAAGAGAGGGAGAGGGAGAAGGAGAAGGAUAAAGAUAAAGAUAAAGAGAGGGAGAGGGAGAAGGACGCCUUUAACUACCCCCACGUGAACAUCUUGGAGGAGUGGGGCCUAAUGGGCUUCGACGAAAAAACGAUUUACGACUGCCUCAAUUAUUCCGGCACCACGGACCUCGACUGCACGUUGAACUAUUUGGACAAGGCCAAGGAGAAGGAGUUCUUCCUCAACAUAGGGAGGGAUAAACUCCCUGGGGAGAGGAAGAACGGCGUGGGCAGGAGGCCCCCCUACUACGACUUUGACUACAACAGCAGCGAUGAGAACGAGAAUUCGACGGCUAUUAACAGAAGGGUGGACAACAUCCGAUUGGGGGUCAACGAGAAUGCCAGCGAGGAGGAACUCAAUGACGCGGUGCAGGUUGCAGCAGAGCGGAACCCCGUCGAUGGGAGCAGCACCACUGGGGGGGGCCAUCCCACAGAUGCGAAUACCUCCCCACCGCCGCUAACCCCAAGUGAUGCCCCCAAAAAUGGAAACGACAAGGAGGACAUCUUCCACAAAGAUGACAAAUACGUGCUGGAGAAGUUCCCCUUCAUGUUCGAAAUUUUGAAAGAAGCCAAGGCAAAGUCCACGCAUGCAAGGGUGUACUACUACCAAACGGUUAUGGAUCCCAACAGCAAGAGGAACAUGAUAUUCUACCUCCAGUACUAUUUGAAGCUAUUGAAGAAGAAUCUCUUCCUCACAUAUGAAGAGAAGAAUGAGAUAAAGCAAUUUUGGGACGAGGAGAAUUAUCUCCUGCUCAGGCAACUCAUUUACAAGUACAUUUUUAACAUGCUCAUAAAUAUAAUUAUAACCAUUCCGUUUAAUGAAGGGGGCUACACGAAUCUUUACCUGAGCUUCCUCCUCGUUGACAUUGACAAGAAGAGUGUGAAGCUGCUCCUGGACCAUUAUAGAAAAACCAUUCAGGACAAAAACACCAACAAAAGCCGCAUAUUCAACCACCAAGAUGUGAAGAUCAUCAUUUUGUACUACUUCAUUGAGAACAUUUCGAAGAAAAUAAAAAUGUUGAAGAAUGAUGAGGCGUUUCCUAUAGAACCCUUCUACCAUUGCCACCACUUGUUUAUGUACGUUAAUAAGAGGAAGAAUAAAAACGUGAAGAAUGGCGAUGACGGGGGGGGGAAACCCGAGAAGAAGGACAACAAAAAUGGAAGUAAAGGCAAAUUCGCGCAGAGUAGGAGUGGACUACCCAGCGACGCCGGGGGAGUGAUCCCCAUUUUGGCGCAAACCGCGGAGGCCAAUGUGGGGAGUGGCGGUGCGAUCGGCGCAGUGGGAAGCGGGCGCCAGCUGGGCAGCGACGCGGGUCGGGCGGCCAGCAGCACUUCCGGGAUGGCGCCAAACGUUUCGCAGAAUGUCCCGCAUAACGUCCCGCACAGCGCCCCGCAGAGUAUCCCCACCAGUGGUGGCCCCUCCGGGGGAGGCGCACUGGGCAGCGUGCGCAACAUGCUGGUGAGUAGUUCUAACAACCCGAUGAGCAGCGCGAACGGCCGAGGCAGAGCGGGCAACCCGGUGAGUGAAUUCCUCGCAGAGUACCAACUGAACAGCAACUACGACGUUAGCAACCACAGCGAUGACAACACGACGACGGCCUUCUACCCAGGCAGCGACAUCGUGGAUGACAAAAAUUCAGUCACAAAUAACCACAAAAAGGGUAAGGAGCAUGCUAAUCAUCCAGAUGCAGAGCUAGCCAACGAUUCGAAUGAUCCCAAAAAUUGCAUCUACGGAACCAAGUAUAUUAAGGGAGACCUAGAUGUCAUAUACGAGUCGCAGAGGGACAUGGAAAUCUACUCCUACCACUUUUGCCUGCACAUGCUUUUUUUCACCCUCUGCAAUAUUAUUGACAAAUACACCAUAGCGAGAAAUUUGAUUUUGCAUAUAGAUAGGAACAUCCUGGACUACUGCAUUUUCUUUUUGCACAAAUUUAACGGGGCCUAUGUGAAGAGCGUGGAAGCGAAUGUUAACCACUUCCUAGCGGAGAGUAUAUCCCAACACUGUUUCGCCACUCCUGGCUCGAGUGAUGAACAGAUGCUUUCCAACACACACGGGGGGUGUUGCGAAGCGUCCGCCAAUGACAACGAUGCGGGGAAGAGGAAUCAGGAAAAGAACAAACGGAAGAGAAAAUUUAACAAAAUAGGGGCAGCAAGUAGGAUUGCCCCCAUCUCGAAUGAGCAGCAGAACGGGUUAACCAAUGGCGACCCCUGUGAGCAGGGCGCCCUUUUGACUGGCCAGAUACCCCCCCUUGGAAGUGCACAUAGCAACCGUGUUGACGGUGCUCCUAGGGAGGAUGCGAAUGAGUGUGCGCAAAAUGGGAGCCACAAAAAGUAUGCCGCUCACCUUUGCGAUGAGAGGGAUAACGACUACGUGCAUCCAACGUGUGGCGGUUCCACUCACGUUGGCGAUAGCGGCACCGCAGGGAAUAACUGCCAAGCGGAGACUCCCCAGAAGGAACAAAAAAUAAUAAACCACAUGUACAACAAAGGGUUGGUCAUAAAUAAAAAUAUCAAAACGUAUGGCAUGCUCAUUCCGUAUUGGAACUUAGCCGACACAGAUGCUGCCGAGGUGAAUCAGAAAACGGCCAUCAAUUAUUCGCCACAGGAGAAUGAGGAAAACAAAUACGUCUCGCUGUACUCCAAGCCGCCGUGCAUCUACACCCCCCUGUUCAUGUGCUUGUACAAAAUUGUUAUUAACUACUCGUUGCACAAUUUCAACGACAAGAGUAGGAAGGUAGUGAAGAAACAGAAGGAGGAAAGAACGAAUGACGAGAAGUGCGGCUCCGGUUUGGUUAGAAAUGUGCCCAGCGGCAAAGUGGAGAAGGCCACCUCUCAGAGUGAGAAGAAGAAUCUCGGCCAGAGCGCGCCCACCAGCGCGAGCGUAGCAACUGUGCAGGCGGUGCAGGCGGUGCAGGCGGGGCAAACAGGGCAAGCAGGGCAAGCAGGACAAACGGUGCAAACCACGCAAGCCGUCCAAACGAUGAGCGAAAACGUCCGCUUCAUCUCCGCGGAAAAGCAGCACAACAUCAUAAAGAUAUGCAUCGACACGCUGUACUUCUUCAAGGGCUACAACGCACAGCUGUGCAUGAGCAUUUUGCAGAUAAUUGAGUACCUGACGACCACGUACAGCAACGUCAUUUUCUUCAUUUCGUAUACGCCCCCAAAUGUGUAUAGGAACUUUAGGAAGGUGUUCGAGCUGGAGGAAAGGAAGAUGGAAAGGAUGCGCGCAGGGGGGAAGAACCCGCUUGAUAAUAGAGGCAGCGCGCACGGAAGGCCCAACGCAGCAGGGGAAAAUCCAAGCGAGGAGUUAUUUCCCAGCAGAGAAGAGGAACUUUCCCGAGGGGACCUCCACAAAAGGGAGACCACCAUCAGUGUCGGAAACGUUAUGGAACCCCCUAGAGAUAGAAGCACCGAGGGAAUGUGCAGCCCCCCCAAUGUCACAAUGAAUGAGCAGCAGGAUAAUGGCGGCCCCUUUGAACAGAAGUGCACCCCCCAUGUUGACGUGAACGAGUUGAUCCUAAACAACAUCAGCAGAAGCGGACUUGGAAUUCUCCUAACCAUUUCGAAACAAGCGAAAUUUAAGGACAUGCUCAUCAUCCUGAUAAACAUCCUCAUCCAGUGCUUCACCGACAAUUACGUCAUCGCCAACCGAAUUGAAUAUAGCCUCAAGUCCUACUUCCUCUGUCAUGGGAUCCCAGUCAAGUGCUUCAUGAGGAAGGAUGACUUGAAGGUCCUAGAGGACCACAAAUUUUCAAACGCUUUGGGUGUAUCAUUGAGCGAAUUGAAUGAGGCAUUAUAUCCAUUCAUCUUUAAGAACCCCCAGAUGUAUGAAGAAAUUUUGAGUUGUUUGUGCUUUUUUCCGAACCUGAAAUAUGUGAAGAAGGAAGAAGCGAGUGAUGUGCAGCAGCAGGUUGGCGACGCGGCAGACUUCCUUUCCGUCAAUGGUUUUGGCGAAACGGUUGGCGCGCAUAGCGCAGUGGGGUUGGCGAGCGAGCAAACGAGGGAGAAAAGGAACGGCGGAAAUGUGCACACAGGUGUGUGUAAUGGUGUCGAAGUUGCGAAGGGGGCGAAAAGGGGGAAGCAUGGCGGGAAGGACUACGGGAAGGACUCUGGGAAGGACUGCGGGAAGGACCUCGACCAAGAAGGGCGAAGUGCUUUCCAAAGCGCCACGAACAGCGGCGCGCCCAGUGGCGCAGCCCAGCUGGGCAAGAAGAAGGGCAAGUCGGCGAGGGAGAGCAGUGCGCAGCAGGGGGCGCCCCCCGACGGGGAGGGGAGCGGGAAAGGCGGCGCAGGCAGUGACAAUGUUGGGUGCGGAAGUGGAAAUGGAAGCGGCGGCGGCCAGUUCUACCUCAACCUGCUGCCCAUCCCGGAGCAUAUAAAAUCCAUUUACAUGCUCUCCGAAACGGCCAACAGCACCAAGUACCUGCGGAAGUAUUUCCUGAAGAACAAUUUUUACAACUUUUACAUCCUGGCCGUUCUGCUGGAUUUUUUAAAUCUGUUCACCAUCAUCCAAAGCAAAACGAGGCUAGUAAAGCUCAGCGAAAAGGAGGAACGGCUACAGUUUAACAAGAGGCUAAUGGAGAUCUACGGGACACAUGCCGACUUUGACGCCGAGCUAGAUUACAAGGUGAUGUACCCCUUCGCACUGACUGCAGAUAAUAUGCUCUUCAUUGUUAACUUAAUUUUUAAAACGUUUAAACAUUUGAUCGUUUAUUUGGUGAAGGUCCCCAAUUCGUUUAACCAAAAAAUUAUGAAGACCUUUUUUCUGAACGAUUAUGAUGAGCUUGUGCAGGGUUGUAAGGGGGACGCUCAGCAGUACAGUGACGCGGCUGCUUUUGCUCACCCCUUCCAGGUGAACACUACUCAGGGGAGGGAGGCAAAAAUGGGCAGCACUGUAUUGGCUGCAGCGGGAAUAAAUCAAGGCACAUCGAGUCGAAGUAAAAAUUGUGCGGAUGUUUUUUCCAGCAGCUGUGGGGUAGUUUACCCACCAAAUGGCAACCACAACAGUUGUGGCGACGAUUUGAACGCCCUCAUAAAGGGGACCCCCGAACAGGCCGCAAACCCCCCCUGCGGAGAUAACCACGUAGCAGUGGAAAGCUCGUCUGCAGUGCUCAAACUGGCGAAGCCGGAGUUGGCCUCCAAUACGCCCUAUACGUAUCGAGAAAUUUCGGAGUUUUACUUGCAGAAUUAUUUGCAGUACUAUGCCCUGUUCGAUUUAUCCAAGUUGACGUUUAGGAGCUGCUUGUUCCCGUUUCUGAUGGAGAGGGGCAGCGGUAGUGGCAGCGGUAGCGGCAGCGGCAGCAGGGAGAGGGGGAAGGACCGGGGAAGGGAGAAGGAGAAGCACAUUGAACGGGAGAAGGAGAAGCCCACCGAACGGGAGAAGGAGAAGCCCACCGAACGGGAGAAGGAGCUGCUCGCAGGCCAUCUCCUCAGCGCGAACCCCCCGAACAACCUGGUGUUUACCCCCCUGCUGAUAUUUCUGUUCAAACGGAUACUGCCCCAAUUUAUAUGCCUGAGCCACCCGAGCAUCCACACGACCUACUCGCCAAAAAAAUUGGAGGAAAAAUCAAAGUGCACGGAUUACCAUUACCAGUCCCUAUUAAACAGCAACGAAUUUAAAAAUGUAAAUUAUGUUAAACAUAUAGCCAAUUUUGUUCAGCUCAUUUUUGACAUCCACUCCUCCAGCUACGAUGUACAUAAGAAGGUGGUGCAAGAAAUUAUGCACCUCCUGAAGGUGUAUAGCAUUUUUCAGAAACGGAAGGAACAACCGUCUGGGAAAGCAUCGCCCGAAUGGCACAACAACGUGUUCGCCACCCUCAUCGAUGUGUUCUCCUACGCGGUGAGUGCUUUGCUGUACAAGCUGGUCAACGAGGAACAGAACAUCAAAAUAGAGAACAGCCACCUGCUGGAGGAGAAGCACCUGCUCGGCAGCGGCAAGUACAUUUCCAAGGUGUUGGAGUUUGCACAGAAGGGCGAGGAGGAGCAGGAGGCCGGGAACGGUGGAGGCGGCCCCAACCGCGACGACGACAGCGACGACUGCGGGGACUGUGGCGCGGGGGGAAGCGGAAGCGGGGGAAACCACCGCGGUAAUGCAAGCGGUGGUAAUGCAAGCGGUGGUAAUGCAGGCGGUGGUAAUGCAAGCGGUGGCAAUCCGAGCGGUGGUAAUGCAGGUGGUGGCAAUCACAACCGUGGUAAUAACAACGGAGGCAAUCACAAUGGAGGUAGUAACAACGGCGGAAAUCACAAUGGAGGCAAUCACAACGGUGGUGGCGGCGGUGGCAGCGGCGGUGACGGCGGCGGAGGGGGCGAGGACCACGACGAGGAGGAGAAGGCCGAGAAGAAGGACGACGGCAACAAAGCGUUCACGUACAGCAGGGAGCAGCUGGCCCUCUUCCGCAUGGCGCUGUGCAGCCUGCUAAACAAGCUGGACUACACGAAGGAAGAUUUCGCCAACACAGCCACCUCCAUUAUUCGCUGUUUGUCUGUGCUGACAUCCGCACCCAUUUUGGGUUACCCCAUAAAAACGAAGAACAACAAGCUGUAUAUGCUAAAAUUGAACAAGCUAAAUGAAAGGAAAAACAAAAAAAUUAAAAAAAUCAAGAGGAAUAAGAGAAGAAAGAAUUUGUCAUGCGUAACUUUUUUAAAUCCAUCCUACGUACGCUUCAGAUCUGACUCAAGCAACAACAACUCGGCUGGCUCGGACAUCCCCUAUUCAGUCGACUCGGAUGUUUCGUACGAGGAACAUUUCGUUUUUGAUAAUGACGAUAGUAACGAGGAGGAUGACCUUCGGUAUGAGUAUGAGGAGGAGAUGGACGACGAUUACGUUGACAUGGUGGAUGGCGAGGACACGGAGGAGGACGCAGAUGAUGCGGAUGACGCGGAGGAUGCAGACGACGCGGAGGAUGCAGACGACGCGGAUGAUGCGGAUGACGCAGACGAUGCAGAUGACGACGAUGAUGAAGCGGACGAUGAGGUAGAUGACGAGGUGGAUGACGAGGUGGAUGACGAGGCGGACGACGAGGUGGAUGAUGAAGCGGACGACGAGGCGGAUGAUGAUGGUGAAGAGGACGCGGGAGACGAAGCGGAUGCGGCAGCGCAUGGAGAGGGGGAAGAUGACGAGGUGGAGGAAGCGGACGAUGUAGAUGCCGUUGGCGAGGCGGAAGAUAGACCACGAAGGAGGAGAAGAAGAGGAAGAAGAAGAAGAAGAAACGCAGAAUUGCACAACGAACGAGAGGGGCAUUCCGAACAGAGGCGCAACAACAACGGAAGUAGUAACAACCCGUUGAGCAACGCGCACUUGGACACGGAUGAGAAUAAUGAAAAUUCACCUAACGAGGGGGCGAACGAAACGGAGGGGGAUUACACCAAUGAGGAGGUGGAGGAGGAGGAGGAAGAAGAAGAAGAAGAAGAAGAUAUAGAUGAGGAGGACGAGGACGUCGAAGAAGACGUCGAGGAGGAGGAUGAAGACGUCGAAGAGGAGGACGACGACGACGACGACAUGGAGGACGACGAUGACGAUAUGGAGGAUGACGACGAUAUGGAAGACGACGAGGAGGACGACGAUGAAGCCAUGGAGGAGGAGGAAGAAGAAUACGACGAAAUCGACAUGGAGGAGGAAGAGGAUGACGGAGGCAGAAACGGAAACGAACAUGAUGCUAAUAGAGGCCUGCAUGUACACGCCUACCUCGUGCAAGAUAGAAACGUCAUCGACGAAGAUAACCUGUAUGAUCACUCCAAUAAUUUAUUGCUCCCCCAUGAGGUGGACGAAAAUGAGGAGAACAUGUCACACAUGGGGGACAACAACAAUAACAUCGUUUCGAAUUUGGAGCUCGGUUCGGACAGCAGCAACGAUAUGGAUGAAGGGCAGGGCGUCCAUAGAAUUAGAGAAAUUGACGAAACGGAGGACUACGAUGAGGAUGACGAGGAUGACGAUGAGGAUGACGAGGAUGACGACGAUGAUGAUGAUGAUGACGACGACGAUGACGAUGAUGACGAUGAUGAUGACGACGACGACGAUGAUGACGACGAGGAAGAGGAAGAAAUCGACGAAGAUGAGGAUGAAGAAGAAAUCAACGGAAACAACGGCGCCUUCCGAAUUAGCCAAGCGGAUGAUAACGUCAGAGCGGCGAAUAACAACGCGGAUCUAAUCGACACAGAAAUGAACGUGAACAAUUCCCUCCUCACCUGCAAUGAAAACCAGCACGAAAUUUUGGACAUCCUCAUGGAGGAGGAUGGCGUGUAUAAUAUUAACGACGAUAUAGAUGAGUAUAACGAUGACUACAUGGACGAGGGGGAGAACAACAACCGAGCCGCGAGUGGCACUCUUAACGUGGGGGGAGCGCAACUGGGCGGUGAUGACCAUGUGGAAAACGCACAACUGGGCGGUGAUAACAACGGGGGGAGCUCCUCCCAGAAUGGCAGUGGCGGUGUAGAUAAAAAUGCCCACCCGGAUGGAGCUCACAGGGGAGAUGACAAAAUGGGCAGCGGCGAGGCCAUCCAGGGUGACCUAAUUGGCACCACCCCAGAUGGGAUAUCAAACCGUUUGAACAUUCCCCAUGCGGAUUCCCCAUCGGAAGUGAAAAAGGGUGCCUGCGGAAUGAACGGAUCUAGCGCUGCUAAUAUGGCAAACGUAGAGGAUACGGCGGAUUACCCCAGCGGGAUGACCGCCGAUGCGGAAGUGUCGACGCAGAACAAAGGCGUAUGCAACGAAUUGCAGAAUGAGUUGGCGACUAACGGGAUUCACGUGGGCAUGAAUAAUGGGGAAGACCAAAAUGGUGCUUACAAUUGCAUACAAGGUGGUAAUUUCAACCCGUUAGUUAGCAGUGAUAAUGUCAAUUCGCUAGUUAGCAGUGAUAAUGUCAACCCGUUCGUUAACGCACGUUCGGACCCCGGCCUCCCCGUUCCAGCUAGCGACACCCCGGGGGAGACUCUUUUCCCGCCGCACAUGAACCAAGGGACCCAUAAAAGCGUAAACGCGGUUGCAAACGGGAAUGUGAUUAAGAGCGAAAUGAACAGCGUGGCUGCGAUUAACCAGCAAGAUGGUGCAGGAGGGGCAGAAGGAGGGGCAGAUAAUAAACUCGCUGCUAGGAGCACAGCUGCUGCUAUUACUAAGCAGGAGGAAAACAAAAAGGGUGGUUCCCCCACAGGCGCCAAUGCUUCAAUAGCGGAAAGCGGGAAGAAGGGUGAGUCGGGCGGUGCCUUUGAUAAAAUGCAGAGCCCUUCCGCCGAGGCAACCACAAGCAGGACGAGUGUAAACGAAAAUGACAUCAACUUGAUAGAUUUGUACUACCAUUUUUACAACAGCAAUAACAGAGAUGUGAAUACCCUGCUGGGAGAGAAUAACAGCAUUUUGUAUUUGAACGAAACGGGCACCAUUCACCCCUCCGCGGUGAAGAGCAGCGCGAGUGGGUUGCCCAGUGGGGCUACUGCUGACCAAGGCGACGGUGCCGGUGCGAUCGGCGUGGACGCACCUCCGAGUGGGUUUCCCACAAAUGGGUCACUCUCAAAUGGGGUGCCCACAAGUGGAGUUUCCCCAAAUGGAGCCCCCCCCAGUGUAGUUCCCACAAACGAAACAAGCCCGAUGGGGUUGCCCCCCGUCGAGGCCGCCCCCAUGGAGCUAAUCGAUCGGGAGCAAGGAACGCUGCUAAGCAGCCGCAUGGAGAAUUACGGGCCUGUUAACUACACCCCAACGAGCACCAACAUAUUUGCCCUAAUGGAUAACCUUUGCUCCAAUUUGCUAACCCUAAAUAGAAGAAGAAACGAACGUUUGAAUAGCAUGUUGGGCACCUCUGUGCACAUCCCCGACGGUGUGAGAAAUAACAGCAUUAACAUCCCCAUGGGAAUCAACGAAGAUUUCAACAUAAGUGGAAGCAUAUCAAAUGAGAACGCCGCAUAUGACCCCACCAACAUGUUGCACGAAAGUGGCUGUACAUACUACCACCUGAAUCUAGAUAGAGUCAACAGCUUUUAUUCCCCCCCGAUGUUUAACACCUCUCCAAGCAUGCGAUCCAAUAACGUCUCCGUCCGAAGCAUCAACCAAACGAACCACAGCCUUCGAAAUUUGUUUAACAUUAUUAGGAACUACAACAUCAGCGAUAAUAAUAUUAACUACACGCGGAAUUCGAGUCCCACUCUGAACGACUUGGGUCGCAGGGGCGAGGGCUCGGCGGAGGCGGUUAGCGGUUCGAAUAGCGGUGUGGUUAGCGGCGCGAUUAGUGGCGCGAUUUGCGGCGCAAAUAACGGCUCAAAUGUGAUGAGCGCAGAGAACGGGGAAGCCCCCGUGGGGGACGCAUUCAGCGAGCGGGGCAGCAACGACGCGCCGGCCGAGAUGAACACCCUAGCGAAUAAAAUCAAAAGCGGGAACACCAUCAAGGAAAAGAACGAGGGAGUGAAAGAAGAAAAGUUUUGCCUUGCCGACACCGUCCUCGACAACGACAAGAAAUUAAAAAGCAGCAUCUGCAACAUGAUGUACAACAGACUGUGCAAAGCCAUUCCCAAGGUUCAUAUAAAUUUACCCAUCGAGAAUUUACUGGAGGAGAAAAAAAAAAUAAUUCAAAGCAUGCGCAGGAAGGAAGAGGAGAAGAAAGAACUUGGAAGCAAGAAGGAAGCGCAGCGGGGCAAGGCCGGCAAACAGGAGCAGGCGAAAAGAGGUGGCCCCCAGAAAGGGGAAGCGCCUUUGAAGGGGGAGGAGGUGGAAAACGGCGUGGAAAACGACGCGGAAGGUCACGCGGAAGGUCCCGUGGAAGGUCCCGUGGAAGGACACACGGAGGGCCACACCGAAGGGGAAGAAAAACCACGCGAUAACGGCGCUGCUCCGCCUGAGGCGGAUUCCACGCCCAGUCAAAAUGCCCCAGCGGAGAUUGCACCAAGUGGAGCGGCCGACCCACCGUUCGAAGCCGUGUUGUAUGACGGCAAUUCCAGCCCAGAUGUUCCCAGCAGUGAUAUAAUGGGCGCAGAGCAGAGCAACGCAGCUGACCCAAACCAAGCGGCCGAGCAGAAUGACCACCCUGGCGAAAGUAUCCCCAACGAGGAGGACUACAAAAACAUUAACUACGAAGAAAUAUUCGACAACGUGUUGAGAAUCGAAUCGCUGCUCAUAAUCUGCUGCGCUUUGGGAAUAAACGAAGGCCAGUUCUUCCAGCUGCUAAACGUGGAUAGGUCCUUCCUCAUUGAACUCCCAAACAAUUUGAUCGACGAAAUUAUCGUCCAGCAUUUGAAGAACAUCACCCUAGCGGGUGUAAACGAACUGGCACAGGAGAAUACCCAAAACGGUAAAAAAAUUUCCAUAGAGCUGUAUAAGAAGUAUCUUAAAUUUCAGGAGUUUAGCAGGACGCACCCGGGCGGUCAGCAAGCGGGUGCCCAUAACGAAACGGCCGACGCGCUAACUGAUCAGCAAAAUGGCAGCGGUAGUGAUCCCAACGCAAGCGCGAUUGCAACUGCCCAUGUGGAAGGAAACGCCGCGGGUAACAACGGCAGUGGAGCGUUAUCAGAUCAGAUGGGGGAAGCGGUGGUGGAAACGGUGCAGGGGGGGGCGAAUAAUGGCGAUGCCACAGUUGAGGGGAAUGGCCUCCCAGUGGAAAACGCAGCCAAUGUGGUAAGUGCGGCCAGCGUGGAAAACGCAGCCAACGUGGAGAGUGCCGCCAAUAUGGAAAGUGCAACCAACGUGGAGAGUGCCCCCCGCGAAGAAGCCCCCCCCCAGGGGGAAACAACCGCUCACCCGGAAACCCCCGCGAAAAGCGAGGGCGAGAAAAACCUGCUCAUCUACAACAGCAUUAAGAAGAGCUACCUGGAAGCGCUGCCGUCCAGCGUGCGCGCAGAAAUCAAGAAGAGAAUAAUAGGCAACAGGAGCCAGCGAAACGAAACGCAGGACGAAACGAACAUCGCGUUUAUAGAUUCUCUGACGCCGGAGCUGAGGAGGGACGUGCUGUCCUCCGCGAGCUUGAGAUUCAUAAGAACGCUGACGGAGGAAAUGAUAGAGGAGGCAAGAAAUUUAAGAUUCGUGGUGUUGAACAGCCGAUCGAAUUUGCUAACCGGUAGUAAUCGACCCAGGCAGAACGCCGUCGCCAACGCGGUUAGCGAAGGGGACAGCGCGGAUGCGAGUGCCAACUUUAGAGGAAGCAGCUCAGGAAAUGCGAGCGGCGGCGGAGGCAUCUCCAGUGGACCUAACGCCAGCGGAAUGAACGCAAGUGAAAUCAAUGCCAGCAGAAUUGGCGCGAGCGAAACCAACGCAGUUGGCGUUAGUGAGGGCGCCAAUCGCAGCAACAACAACGUCAGUGGCAGCGGCGCAUCGAGCGCGAACGGGCAAACGGACAGCGCCCAUGUGUCGUCCGCCAGGUUAAACACAAUCAGAAAUGACAUUCAGGAGCGAAUAACGAACACCGUUUUGAGGAACGCCGUGUCGAACCUGAACAACAUGAGCAGCAGCGAAAACAGCAACAGCAACAGCAACAGCAACAGCAACAGCAACAGCAACAGCAGCAGCAACAACAACGUGCCGGUAAUUAGCAGCGGCAGCAGCAGGCAUGCGCGAAACAACAGGACGCUGUUUAAUGUGCUUAGCAGAGCUAAUGCCAACAACCGAAGGCGCCUGAACGCAUCGCUGAGGAACCCUCUGACCACAGGGUCGCAGAGGAACAACUUCAUCAGGAUAACAUACAACGAAAAUAACAACCCCAUAAUUAUGAUUAAUACUGGGCAUGAAAACUAUGACAGUUUGACCGUUUCUCGUUUUUUGGAUCACUUUCUUGGUGGCCGAUCGUUCAACGGGGCCAUUUCUAACCUGCCGCUCUCUGACAGUGGGACCAUCAGCGCCAGUUUUUCGCUCAUUCCGACGAACCCGGGUGGAGAAGGCGGCCACGGGGGCGCCAGCAGUGGUAAUCUCAAUGGAGGGAUGAGCGGCCACAGCGGGAGCAGAGGUCAUGGCGGGAUGGGCAACCAUGCUGUGAGCAGAAGCCAUGGCGGGAUGAGCAACCAUGUCGUGAUGAGCAACCAUGUCGGGAUGAGUACCCAUGGGGGGAACAACGCGGGCAGCAGUGGCAACGCCGGCGGGAGCGGCCACCUGAAUGCAAGUCACCGCAGCGGAAACAACAACACGGGUGGCGGCAGUGCAAACAACGGUAUGAACGAAACGAGGCUGUUCAUUAACCAGGAAAACCGACUGAAUUAUGCCGAUCCAAAUUUCAGCCUCUUCACUGACGACAAGUUUGCAGAGAAAGAAGAUGAUAUAACGUUAAGUAGAUAUUUAAAGAAUUUAUUUCCCACGAAGAAUAAAGCAGAUGCGGAAAGCUCCAAAGGUAACGCCCUGUAUGUGUGUUUGGAAGAACCCGUAUCAUCACAGGCCCUGAUUGACAUUUGCAGAUUACUAUUUUUGAAAAAAGAAAUAAACAAGAAGAUCAUGUUCACUUUGUUUUGCAAUUUAACUUGUUCCUAUCAGAAGACUAAGAUUUGUGCUUUGCAAUUAUUUAUGAGCAUUUUGUGGUCAGCUUCGGUCGACUUGCAUGGGAAGAACAAUGCCCCUCGAGUGGUAGCUCUGAGGCAGGCUGUUAAUUUUCCUCCUAAAAUGCUCUACCAUAAUGUGAAUAAGAAGAAUUAUGGGCUCUUUUCGGAUAACUACUUUACAACUGCGUAUGUGUCUGCGGAGAGGGUCCUAGAACAGGUGCAGUCGCUACUCAUUACCAUCCCACAUAUUACUUCGUUUUUUUCCAUGCUCCUCGUGCACCCCGCGCUUUUCGUGCCCAAGGAUAUCAUUGAACAUAAAGUUGUGGGGCAGAAGAGGGGUGGAAAUGGCGAGUCGAGGAAAGGCCCCAGCGGUGGUGCGUUCCCGGAGGAGGGGUCUCCAGAGGGGGCGCACUCUUUGGCCGGCAAAAAGGAAGAACAAGUUGUUUCGCAACAACCGGUGAACCCCUCACAAAGCAACGCCAACAAGAUUAACGACGACGAGGCGGCCAUUCUGCAGUACGAACUGAAGAGGAAGCGACCCAAGAUGGACCAGAAAAACAGCCCGCACGCGCUGGCGCUGAGCGCAAAAAUGGAUCACGCCAAGCAAGGAGAUAAGUCAAAAAAUGAGUACCCAAUUAAUAUCCUCUUCAAGCUGCUGAACUCCUUCAUCUAUUUAACCUCCAAAAAACUGAUGAGCCACCUGCUGUCGGUCAUUUUCAAUCUGCUCAUUAACUGCGGGAAGAAGUGGCACACGUAUAGCAACUUCACCAAGUGGGUGUACACGGAAAAUUUGGAAGAGCUCCUAGACGUGGAAAAUGCCAACAAUGAGGAGGAGGUGGGGGCGAAAAAGAGCGAAGACGUCAGUAACAACGAUGCGAGCAACAACAACGAGGGGGCUGCCCUAAACAACACGAGUGAUAGCCGGAGCGGAAGAAGCAACAACGGCAAUAAGAGGAACACCACAACGGGUAAGGGCAAAAAACAGAGGCAGCACAGCAGCAACUUGAGGGAGUUCUACCACUCCUCAUCCAAGAUUAACAGAGAGCUCCUAAUGAGCAUCAGAAAUGUAAAACAAAAUGAGCCAGACAGUAGUAGCAGCGGUAGUAGGAAGGAUUCUACGAAGAGGCCAUUUUACCUCCUGGAAGUCAUAUCGGCAGAUGCCCUGAGCAAUUUGAGCAAACUAAUCUGCAACUACAAAACAAAUUUCCUAUGGAUCAACAGCAACGGUAGCGGCGGCAACAGUAACGCGAACACACCUGCUAAUAGUAAUAACCUCGAGCAAGUGCACAAGCAGGACAUAUCCUCCCUCACGCAAAUUGUGGUCUUGUUCUUUUCGCACUACAAGCUGAAGAAAUGGCAUAUACAAACGUUGAAAUAUCAUACGCAUGUUUUAAUAAGGAGAAUCAUUUACGAUUUGAAAAAAAUCAUCCAGUCCAUUCACAACAGGACGUUUAACGUUUACGCAGUUGAUCACUCGGAUAGCUUGGAGCAGAAGCUAAUUGCCUUUUAUAGAGUCAUUACCAUUUUAUUUAAUGCCCCCUCUUUGAUUGACAAUCUGAUUAACAGAAGUGAAGUUAGUAGAAAUUCCAGCGCCGAGGAAAUCAGCACCCCCCCUUCUAAGAGUGUCCUAGAUUUCAGUGCUGGCAGCACGACUGCUCCGCACAAUGCGGGGACAAUAUCCACUGGAGAUGCCGCACCGGGGGGUAAAGAAGCUAACCUGGGGGACAUCCCCGCAGGUGGUGGCGCCACUCGUACCGACCAGGCAGUCCACCACGCGAUGGAAAAAAAGAGCGCAGAUGAAGAAACCAAGUUUGACAUUUGCGCCGAUUUCUUCCUCUCCAUCAACAUCGACGAGCUGUGGGAAGAAUUCAACAAAGCCAUGCAGGUAAUCAAUAACGCCCUGAUAGAUAAGAACUACAAAUUUACCUACAAUAAUAGGAGCAAUAUGCAGUUCCCCGCAGAGGAGGGCAAAGCGGAGCAGCAUGAUGGAGGUGCACAUCUGCCGUCGCACAUAAAGGGGGAGAGCAACGUGGUAGAAGGGGGAGCAGUACCCGGCGCGCCCACCCCCCCAUGCACAAAUGGAAAGAACGAUCGAGGGGAAGCCCCACUCGGAGGAGAGAUAAACCAAUCGUUCUACGAGCUAGAUUCCUCCUCCAGCGAAACGUCAGAACAAGGGAGCCCCAACUCGGUGACUGCAGGCAGCCCGCAGCAGGAAGAAGAACCACCCCUCCCACGCAGUGGAGCAAAUGCAGCAGAGAACGCUAACAGCAACCCCGUGGAAGAGAAGAAGAAAGAUAAUGAAGAUGACCCCCCCCCAACCAUUUUAAACUACCUCCUACCACUUAUGGAGGCCUACCUAUUCAUAGAAGAAGUCAUUCUAGUAUCCCAAUACAAGUUGAAAAAAUUUAAAGAUUUGGAAAAAAAAGUCGCCAAUUUAAAUAUUGAAAGUAUAAAAAUUAAUGAGAAGCUGGCUUAUGACGAUAGCCCCUUUUACAUUAGCAUAUAUCAUAAGAAGGAGAAGCGGUCGGCGAGUGAUUCCAACACGGGGGGGGACCUCCAAUCGGGUAAAUUCAACACGGGCAGCCGGGUCAGUAGCAACGUUUCCAAUAAAAUGAAAAGGAAGAAGGAGCUAAGCGCGUUGUCGGACGAGGAGUUGCAGAAGGAGGGGCAGCACAAACAGCCCAAGAAGGAGGACGUUAGCAUGGCGCAUUUGGCGGAAGCGGACGCCAGCGCAGCGGGUUUUAAGCAGCUGGGGAAUGACGGUGGGGAGAAGGGGCAACAAGGUGCAGGUGGUGGCGGUGGCGACGGCGAUGGCGAUGGCCUGAUCAGCAAAAGGGAAGAAAUGACGGGGUACCUUGCCAGCGACGCGGAGGAGGGGAAGAAGGAAGGAGUCGUAGAGCCGAAGAAGAGCGCCAAGCCCGGUGAAUCGCCCAUAGGCGAAAGGAACAGAGGUAGCAGUUCCCCAAAUGGUGACCACACAGAGGAAGCGGCGCAGCAGCGGGGUGGAGAAGUGGGGCCCUACGCGGACGAGUACGAGGGGGAGGACGCGGAAGAGGAGAUGCUGAUGCGGGCGUUCGGCGACGCCAAUGAGGAUGGCAAUAACGGUGAUAACGGUGAUAGCCGCUACGACCGCCACGACCGCUAUGAGCGCCGCGACCUGGACGACGACGAGUACAUACAGAUAAAGCUGGAGGACAGCGCAGGAAGCAUCAACGGGCGGCACAAGAAGCUCAUCAAGUUCGUGUACAUAAACAGGAGGGUGAUCAACAGCCUGAUCAAGCAAACGCCAAUUCUGCUGCACCACAACUUCAAGUCGCUCAUCAAGCUGACUUCCUCCUGCAUCAACUUCGAAAACAAGAGGCACUAUUUGAGGAAGAAACUGAAACACCUCAAGUCCGGGGUGAGGAGCGAGCCAAUACGUUUGAACAUCAGGAGAGAAAAGGUGUUCACCGAUUCGUAUUACCAGCUGAGGAACAAAUCUGGAAAUGAUUUAAAAGGAAAAUUAGUAGUCACCUUCAAAAAUGAGGAGGGAGUAGAUGCAGGAGGGUUGACUCGAGAGUGGUACUCUAUACUAGCCAAAGAAAUAUUUAACCCCAAUUAUGCUUUGUUCUGUCGGGAAGGAAAGAAGAGCGAGUUUAACCACCCAAAUCCGCUGUCGUAUAUUAACCCGGACCACUUGCACUUCUUCAAAUUUGUGGGUAAAUUUAUCGCGAAGGCUAUUUAUGAUGGGCAAGUGAUAGAUGCCUAUUUUUGCAGGUCCUUCUAUAAGCACAUGCUUGGAAGGAAGAUCCUCCCAGCGGACGCAGAGUCGGUGGACCCUGAGUUUUACAACAGUUUGAUCAAAAUUGCAGAGUACAAAUUGGAAGAUCUAAAUUUAGAAAUCAACUUCAGCACCGAAAUUGACGAAUUUGGAAAAACAAAAGUUAUUGACCUCAUCCCCAAUGGUAGAAACAUCCCAGUGACAGAUGAAAAUAAACACAAGUACAUUGAGCUUCUAUGCGAGAUGAAAGUAACCAACAGUAUAAAGGAACAGUUAGAGGCCUUUAUGGAUGGUUUCAAGGAGCUAAUUCAGCCCAAACUGAUCUCCAUUUUCGAUGACAAAGAGUUAGAACUGCUCAUCAGUGGCAUUCCCACCAUUGACCUAAACGACCUGAAGGAGAAUGUAGAGUACCAUAAUUACUCGCCCAACUCGAUUCAAAUCAUUUGGUUAUGGGAUGUGCUCCAAGAAUUUGAUGAAAAUAAAAAGGCCUCCUUCUUACAGUUCGUUACAGGAACGAGUAGAGUCCCCCUUGGUGGUUUUAAAAAUCUCAUGGGCAUGAGGGGUGCGCAGAAGAUGAUCAUUUACAGGGCCUACGGCGAGGACCGCCUCCCCACCGCCCACACCUGCUUCAACCAGCUGGACCUGCCUGAGUACUCCUCCAAGGAGUUGCUAAGGAGCAAGUUGAUCAGGGCCAUCAUGGAGGGCAAGGAGGGCUUCGGCUUUAUUUAGCGCGACGUUAAUUAGGAAGCAGAGUAGGGCAUAUCAGUGCAGAGCAGAGCAAAGCAAAGCAGAACAUAGUGUAAACCUGCACGAAGAAACCCCAUGCGGGAAAGCAGUUCCCGUUUUCACCCCUGCUGAGGGGGAACCCCCUCAAAAUGGAGUUUCCCCUGGGGACUACCCCAAUUUGGCUGCCCAUUGUGGGGCGUUCCUUCCCCGUGAAUUUUUUUUUUUUUUUCCCAUUUUUAACACACACUUUUGUAACGUUGUAAUUUUACCCCCACCCUACUCCCCUUAUUGUAAACUGUUCAAAUUAGCAAAUGUUAAAUUGUUC
Plasmodium vivax (malaria parasite P. vivax) is the source of this 26133-nucleotide messenger RNA. RefSeq lists its product as hypothetical. Gene Ontology annotation, molecular function: ubiquitin-protein transferase activity. The coding region runs from base 117 to 25811 and encodes 8564 amino acids. The record is from RefSeq and is a predicted model, not a curated record. Lineage: Eukaryota; Apicomplexa; Aconoidasida; Haemosporida; Plasmodiidae. The transcript has a single exon. Gene Ontology annotation, biological process: protein polyubiquitination; proteasome-mediated ubiquitin-dependent protein catabolic process; positive regulation of protein catabolic process.